Messenger RNA from Teleopsis dalmanni, 2756 nucleotides. It is a transcript of the gene Diap1, whose product is annotated as death-associated inhibitor of apoptosis 1. Gene Ontology annotation, molecular function: ubiquitin protein ligase activity; cysteine-type endopeptidase inhibitor activity involved in apoptotic process. Gene Ontology annotation, biological process: negative regulation of apoptotic process; positive regulation of protein ubiquitination; regulation of cell cycle. The transcript is spliced from 2 exons. Gene Ontology annotation, cellular component: nucleus; cytoplasm. NCBI's taxonomy places the organism in Eukaryota, Metazoa, Arthropoda, Insecta, Diptera, Diopsidae. The record is from RefSeq and is a predicted model, not a curated record. Bases 317 to 1636 code for a protein of 439 amino acids.
CAGUUGUUGCUUCACUAGUGCAUUUAGUCUGCUGGUGCUAGCACGCACGUAGUCAUUUUUACAAUCCAAUCCAAGUCGUUGGAAAUCCACAGUAUUUCCUUUUUUUUUUGUGUUUUUGUGCAUAAUUUUAAUUGUAGUCUUUAAAAACUAAAUUGUGUCAAAUUAUAUUCAAUUUGUAAUUACAAUUAAACGAUAAUUUAUUUUAUUUUGUUUUAUCGUACAUUGACUACAACAUCUUUAAAGAAGUUCCGUAAGAACAGUUCACAUAGAAAUAAUCAAAGUCUUAUUAAAUUGCAACAAGAAAAUAAAGAACAAAAUGUCUGGAGCAACAGUAACAAUACCUUUGGGCACUGGUGUUAACCCAUUGUACCAACGCCGUAAUAAUUUGAACGUAAUUGAUGAGUACAGGCGAAUCAGUGUGGAUGUAGUUGAUAAUAAAACUAACGAGCUAUAUAUUAUCCCUCACAAAAUGCCAAUCUAUACAAUAUCUGAUAUUUUUAGCCGUGAGGAAGAACGCUUAAAAACUUUUGACAGUUGGCCAUUAGAGUGGUUGAAUAAAAAUCAAUUAGCACAGACUGGUAUGUUCUUUACUGGUGAUUGUGAUAAAGUCAAAUGUUAUUUUUGUGAAGUUGAAAUCGGUUGUUGGGAGCGUGACGAUGAACCAGUAUCAGAACAUUUGCGCUGGUCUCCAAAUUGUCCAUUGCUGCGUCGUCGUACAACAAAUAAUGAACCAAUAGAUGCUGAAGCAUUAAGUCGUUUGUUGCCACCAGUAAGCUAUGAUAUUUGUGGAGCAAACGAUACAACAGAAGUACGAUCAGGUUUAAAUUCAGAUAUAAGAAAUAGUGAACCAGAUGUGCUAACAGCUAAUAUAAAUGUGAACGUUGGUUCCUGCCGUAGUGGUACAAAUAAUUCCUUUGUGUAUCCUGAAUAUCCAGAAUAUGCAAUCGAAACAGCACGUGUGCGUUCCUUUGCCGAGUGGCCACGCAACAUGAAACAAAAGCCUGAAGAACUAUCCAGAGCUGGAUUUUUCUAUACUGGUGUAGGAGAUCGUGUGAAAUGUUAUAGCUGUGGUGGUGGUCUUAAAGAUUGGGAAGAUAAUGACGAUCCUUGGGAGCAACAUGCUUUAUGGUUAAGCAAGUGUAGAUUUUUAAAAUUAAUUAAGGGUCAGUCUUAUAUCGAUAAUAUAAUUGCUAAGUAUAAAUCAAAAGAAACAGAUGAAAUUGUAAAUGGUGAAGUUCAAAAACCUGAAAGCGUUCCAGAACCAUACAUGUCGCCCGUAUUAUUAGGUACGUUAACACCAGCAAGAGCAAUGAUGGUUGGUGGGGGAAGUAAUAAUAUAUAUUGUGAUUCUAUUACGAGUGGUACUUCAGUACAAGCGGUUGCAAAUACUACUCCUGAAUUGACAGCGGCAACAGUAAGCUUAGAUGUGGCUCCUACUUUCGCUACAGCGGAUAAAAAAAUAAAUGCAACUAUUCCAGAAGAAAAGCUGUGCAAAAUUUGCUACGCUGAAGAGUACAAUACAGCGUUUUUACCUUGUGGUCAUGUGGUUGCAUGCGCCAAGUGUGCAUCAUCGGUACAAAAAUGUCCGAUGUGUCGAAAGCCAUUUAUGGAAGUUACGCGUGUAUAUUUUUCGUAGGCAGCAGCUGCAACCGGAUUGUGUAUAAAAUUUGGUCUUUAAUUCAGCAAAAAAUUAUAUGCAAAAUUUUAUUAAUUUGUAAAAUCAAACUAUUUUUGUAUACUACUAAUUUGUUUCGCAAACGUGAAUAUUAUUCUAUAUAUUGCACUGUAUUUAAAAUAUCAAGUAUUAAUUGUAAUAAUAAUAAAAUAAACGCAGAAAUAAAACAUAAAUUCAUAUUUAACCCUUAUAAGUACAAUGUAUAUAACCUGGGAAUAUUUCUUAAUAUUAAUGCUUAUGUUUAUAAACAAUUAAUAAGUUUAAAAAGUGUUUACGGCCAGUUAUUGUUUAGAUUAUAAAAAUGAAAUGCAAAAGCAAAAUUGUUUGAAUUGUUUGACCAAUAACUGGCCGUUAAGCACUACAAAAAAUAUAAUAACAAAUACACCAUUUGUAAUUUAAAUAAUUUUAUUAUAUAUGCAAAUUUGUAAACAGCUAUCUUCUUUAAGUUAUGUAGUAUUAAAAAAAAUUAUAAUGCAAAAAUCAUAAAAAGAGCAAAAAAUGUUAAGUAAAAAAUUCUAAAAUUUAAACUUCCUUUUAGACUAUUAGUUUUAUUUUAUAAAAUAUACAUUUAUUAAUUUACAUAAGUUUUGAAUAAAAUAUAAAUACAUAAUAUUAUGUUAAAUAUAAAUUAAAAACAGCAGUGAAAUUUCACUUACAUACCAAACAAUUUUUUUUUUGUUUUUAACUUUAAAAUGUUGAAAUUGUUUACAAAAAUCAAAAUUUGCAAAUUAUCUGCACUUUUUACAGAAAACUCAUAAAACGCUUAUAAUGUAUUCGAAAAAGUUAUAAAAUAAAAUGUACCUUCUAACAAAUAUAUAUUUACAAAUAUAAUAUUGUUUUUAAUGAUAACCACACGAACCAAAACAAUUUUUUUUCUGUCAACUGUUAUUAUAAUUUAAUUAAUUAUAUGAUUAUAAUUACUUUCAUUAAUGUAAGAAUUUGGUACCAGACGUAUCAGUGCAAAAAACAAAUUGAAAAGUGUUUUGGUUUUUAGCAACACAAAGCAAAAUAAUUAAUCUUUUUGAGAGUAAAAUAUAUUAAAUUAUUAUCAAAAACAAAGAUAACAAAUAAAAUUUUGUAU